Messenger RNA from Oikopleura dioica, 540 nucleotides. The record is from the annotation of a GenBank genome assembly. Lineage: Eukaryota; Metazoa; Chordata; Appendicularia; Copelata; Oikopleuridae.
AUGAGACGAUUCGUUGUUCAUCUCCCAGGUGGAGACGAUGAUGUCUCGACGACUGACUUUCCCUCGACGUCCAAGACUGGCUUACCCUGGGAGUCCACCACCAGCACAGCCGAGGAAAUGACAAGGACUUUGUUAGACAAUCCAAAGUCGGACAACUCAAGCUUGCUCAAAGCAGCCUGCUUGCAAGCCGCAAUCGGGUCAACGAUCUGGCUCAUACUCAUUCUGAUGUACAGAUAUCGAGUGCGUAUAAGAACCUGGAUCUGGGACUGCAAGAGAAUUCUCACCCAGGGAAGUCCUCACCCGAAAGAUAACAGAAAAGACGAAACAAUCAAAGAAGACGAAGGUUCAAGAAAGGACGAGGGCAAAAGGAACGAUGAAGACAUCCAGGAAGUUGACGAGAGCAAGCCAAAGAAGAAGAAAAAGUAUGAAGAAUGGGGUCCAAACGAGAAGCACGAGUUCGUGAUGCCCGAGUGGCUCAAGUGGAACGGUACCUGGCGAAAGAAAAAAGAAGAUGGAAAGCCAAAAAUUCAGGAAGUCUGA